This is a messenger RNA of Callithrix jacchus (white-tufted-ear marmoset), 11305 nucleotides long. RefSeq names its product chromobox 5 (gene CBX5). NCBI's taxonomy places the organism in Eukaryota, Metazoa, Chordata, Mammalia, Primates, Cebidae. Gene Ontology annotation, cellular component: nucleus. The record is from RefSeq and is a predicted model, not a curated record.
CUUCUACCUUUGGGGCUCCUCUUCUGCAUGAAGGUAUAAAGGGAGAUAUUCCUUUUCUCUCCCUCAAAAUGAAGAACACAUGUAAAUCCUUGUUUUUCCUGGUGAGGCAGGGGAGGCCAUAGCCACAAUGCUUAACUGCAUGCAUCUAACAUGGGGCUGGUUUUAACCCCAGCGCUCUGACCUAAACUGCUCAGCUCCCGGAAAUUCCAAGGAGCCCGGUGGCCUUAGUCUUUCAGGUGGAACGGUGUGCGACAUGGGAAAGAAAACCAAGCGGACAGCUGACAGUUCUUCUUCAGAGGAUGAGGAGGAGUAUGUUGUGGAGAAGGUGCUAGACAGACGCGUGGUUAAGGGACAAGUGGAAUAUCUACUGAAGUGGAAAGGCUUUUCUGAGGAGCACAAUACCUGGGAACCUGAGAAAAACUUGGAUUGCCCUGAGCUAAUUUCUGAGUUUAUGAAAAAGUAUAAGAAGAUGAAGGAGGGUGAAAAUAACAAACCCAGGGAAAAGUCAGAAAGUAAUAAAAGGAAAUCCAAUUUCUCUAACAGUGCUGAUGAUAUCAAAUCUAAAAAAAAGAGAGAGCAGAGCAAUGAUAUAGCUCGGGGCUUUGAGAGAGGACUGGAACCAGAAAAGAUCAUUGGGGCGACAGAUUCCUGUGGUGAUUUAAUGUUCCUAAUGAAAUGGAAAGACACAGAUGAAGCUGACCUGGUUCUUGCAAAAGAAGCUAAUGUGAAAUGUCCACAAAUUGUGAUAGCAUUUUAUGAAGAGAGACUGACAUGGCAUGCAUAUCCUGAGGACGCGGAAAACAAAGAGAAAGAAACGGCAAAGAGCUAAAGGAGGGGGUUUUCUCUGUCAUUUCUCUUUGUACAUAAUACAUUCACCUCCCUGCCUCCUCUCCCUUCUUCCCACCCCUUUCUAUCCUAAACACAUCCAUAAAAAAUGUGCUUAUCACUGUGCUCCACAGGAGAAAUGUUGGUAUUGGUUUUCUUGUAACAUAACUGAUGGUCUGAUUAAUGAUAAGUGUCUCUCUGUGAAGACCAGGCAUUUACAUACUGUGUGUAAUACCCACAGUCUUUUUUUCCUUUGCCCUGAUCUCUUCCUUCUGCUCCCCUAUGACCUCAAGAUGAGUUUGAACUUUUUCACCUUAGAGUCUUGAUCUUUUCAGGGUUGGUCGCUUUUUAGAUUGGGGGAUUUUGUUACAAUAAUGUUGAAUUUUGGUUUCUUUCUUGCUUUGGUUCUUAGAACAUGUUGCUGACUAGCUGGCCUUUGUUUUGACAUGUUGAGAUGGAAAGGAUGUUGCCCAUCUUUUAAAAAGCCAAUAGCAACUGCCUACCUGUUGGGGCUUUCCCAACCUUGUUCAGCUCUACCCAGGAGAAUACAGGGUUUCUGAUGUGGUCUUCUGGGCCACCCUGUUCAUCCUCACUCAUCCUCCCAGAAUUACUCCAUCCUUUGGAAGAUUUGAAAUUUUACACUGAAAUUUGUUAAGGCACUCUUUUUAGCCCCAGGACUUUUGGUCUUGCUUUUAGCACUUCCUGCUUCUGCUUCUGUAAAGUGAUGUCAAUUUGUGAAAAAAUGACAAGAUUAUUAACCGUGGAGAUUUUUAGCUAUAGUACAUGAGGAUGAUGGGGUAGGGUACAAUUGUCUUCAUUAUCACAUAUGGUAUGUAUGUAUUAUUUCUUUCCAUUCCUCAUAUUUAGACUGUAUAUUUAUGUAGGUGUGAGUGAUUGCCUGGUGCUUGCUUGUGCCAAGGUGCUAGGCACCCUCCAACCCUGCCAACUUUUGUGGCCUCCCAAAGCAUUCCCGUUACCAAAGAGGCUUCAAACCUGACCCUCACUUCUCAGUGGACCUGAGUUUCCCUUCUAUGCCAUUAUUUUCAGUGGGGAAGUUUUGGAGGUGAGCUGUUGGCUACAAAUCAGUUUUAAAUAUUCAUAGCAGUUAUAAGUCUCCUACUUUCUUGGCUGCUGGAUUUACCACCAAGAGUCCCCAAAAUGUUAAUGCUCUUCCCUUCUUCUCAAACAUACAGUUGUAUCUUAUUUUUUUAAAUGCAUUUUCAUGGCCAGGCACAGUGGCUCCCACCUGUAAUCCCAGCACUUUGGGAGGCUGAGGCAGGAGAAUUGCUUGAAGCAGGAGUUUGAGACCAGCCUGGGCAAUGUAGUGAGACCCUGUCUCUAAAAAAUAUAAAUAAAUAAAAAUAAUGACAUGUUCAUGAAAGACUAUCACCUUGGAAAGUGACAGGCCCUGGCGUUAGCAUGUUGACUCAACCUUCUCUCCUUACUCAGCGAAAUAUUUCCCUUUGGUUUCUUCCUGUGUUGCUAUUACAUUGAGAAAUUUUUCUGAUUAUAUUCUUUUGCCUUUGUCCCCCAAGAAAUGUCCUACUUUAUCCUUUUCUUGUUAUAGUUGAGGACAGCUAGAGAAUCACAAGUAAAAGUAGGGAAAUAGCAGGGUUUUGAGGAUCCUUGUCCCAGCCCCAAAGCUGAGGAAAUAAGAAUAAAUGCUCAAAAUAGCCUUAAUUCUAGAGUUCACCAGCCAUGAGGCUGCUUUUCUUGUUGCUUUUGAUUUUUAAAACAUACAGCUGUCUGGCCAGGAGCAUCCACCAUUUCUGGAUUAUUCAGAGUAAUGAGGGGAAUGGAUGGAUAGCUUCAGUCCACAGAUGAACCAAAUAAUAUGCAAAUCAUAUGCCCAUUUAUGGCAUUUGUUAACAUUGCUUCCCUGCUCAGCUGCUGAUUAAAUUCUGUAUGCUUAUAUAAAUUAUGUCAAAAAUUAUACUGCACAAUUGAGAUGCCAGCUGUUGCUGCAGUGACAUGACAGACUGGAACAAUGAAGCUUUUGGUUUAAGUCAGCCAGGAAAAUCCUUCUGAAUGGUAAUGUGAUUGGGCAAGAGCUCAUAAACCAUACCUCAAGUGGGUGGGAGUUUUAUCUCUAUAUUCCUUCACUCUCUGAAGGAAUUAAAGACCUAGGUCAAGUGCUGGAUAAUUGACAAUUGUACUUAAUUUCAUCAGCAUCUGAAAGAAGGAAAGGAUGGUCAGGAAACAGAUUUAUCAUAAAUGCAGCCAAGGAUAUCAAUUAGGGUAGACAGGAAUAGGACAAAAAUAGGCCAGAGCUUCUGAGGAGGUGAUUUGGGUCUCUAGAUUUGCAGAAAAUGACAGCCUAUCCAAGUGGCCCACUGUAUGCCUUGCAGGAGCAGUGCGCAUGUAAACUGCAGCAACUAUGUUUUUAAAACCAAAAAUCUAGUAUGUGGACAAAGAACAUGACAAUAUUUGGUGCUGAGAUUGGUUCUGAGAAACGUGGGGCACAAGGCUGCUGCGGUUAUAGGUGAUAUUUAAGACAUUCAUACAAAUCCGAUACUUUUACCAACAUGUCCCCAGUGUCAUCUACUACUUAUCUCUUUAAUAGACUUCACCGUUUUUGUUUUUGGUUUAUGUACUGAGUGCAGCCAAAACAAUCUCUUCCUGUCUACCUGCAGCUGGUUCUAUAGGAAUGUAGGGAGCCAGAGGCUGAUAGUGAUUUCAGUCCUUAGCACAAAGGAAGUCAGAUGCCUGCUUCCAGCAUUUGUUAGUGUUUAGUAGAUAUUCUUGCCCUAGGAGAAUUUCAGCCUCAAACAGAAACCUGUUUUUUGGAACUUUCUCCCCACAGAAGAGUUAAGAGCUAAGCACUUAAACACCUAGGUCUCACAUGCUAAAAGUAUAUUUUUCCUGUGUUUAGUCCUCUUUCAAGACAUCUUUCUAAUCCUUUCAGUAAUCAACAUUAAAAGAUCUCCCUUCAGAGUUUAUAGCAUAGCUUUGCCCAGUCGAGUCUACCAACGAACUGCUUAGCAGCUCUUUGAUCCCUGGGCUGGGCAGAUGGCUUUCAAGUUAAGAUCAAAUGCUGGGAAAAUCAGCCUAGAUGGGAGCACCCAUUUUAAACCUGGAGAGAACCAUAAUGUUUUCUUUUUUAGAUAACAAUUCAGUUUCCUCCCCAGUACUAAAAUUUUAUUGUCUUUCAGACAAUAUAAUUUUUAUUUAAAAUUGGAAAAUACUAUCUUCAUGCCUUUUUUUUUUUUCUUUGAUACAGAGUCUCACUCUUGCCCAGGCUGGAGUGCAGUGGUGCGAUCUCUCCCUCCCAGGGGUUCAAGCAAUUCUCCUGCCUCAGCCUCCUGAAUAGCUGGGAUUACAGGUGCAUGCCACCACACCUGACUACUUUUUCUAUUUUUAGUAGAAAGGGGGUUUCACCAUGUUGAUCAGACUGGUCUCAAAUUCCUGACCUUGUGAUCUGCCCACCUUGGCCUCCCAAAGUUCUGGGAUUAUAGGUGUGAGCCACAGCGCCCAGCCUUAUCUUCAUGCUUUCUAAGCUAAAUCUUGAUUUAUAUUUCACUCCUCAGUAGAUCCUACAGGAGAAGCUAUAUAGGAUCCAGAUUCAAAUGUAACAGUGUUAUCUUCUACUUUUUUAGUUAUGUUUUCUAUCAACUCCUGCUGCCUCUUCAAAUAAGGAUAUUUCUCAGGAGACUCUUGGACUUGUCCAUUUACUGUAUAUUUUCCUUUUUGAGCUGUAGCCCCAGUUAAAUGGCUGACAUCUUUCUGUUGUUGAUUCUUGGAGGUACUUUCAGAAUCCCAAGGUGAUUCUCUGUCUUCCUCUCGUCUUGAUCUUAAUGCAGACAUCAUCUCUAUUGAUUUUUUGGUGAGACAGAGUCUCACUCUGUCACCAGGCCUGGAGUACAGUGGCGCAAUCUCAGGUCACUGCACCCUCUGCCUCCCAGGUUGAAGUGAUUUUCCUGCCUUAGUCUACCAAGUAGCUGGGACUACAGGUGCACACUACCACACCCAGCUAAUUUUUGUAUUUUUGGUAGAGAUGGGGUUUCACCAUGUUGGCCAGGAUGGUCUCGAUCUCCUGACCUCGUGAUCCACCCGCCUUGGCCUCCCAAAGUGAUGGGAUGACAGGUGUGACCCACUGCACCUGGCCACCUCUUAAUUUUUGGGCACAAAAAUAAAAUUGUCAUGAUUUGUUUGCUGUCAUGGAGCACUUUCAGUAAUAAGAUUUUUUUUUUAUUCCACUUGCCAGCUUUGCUGUUCCCUCCUUUGUAAGACCAGACAUUGCUAAAGACAUGAGGGAUGGUUUCAGAGGAGGGUCAGGUGAUGGAAAGGCAGGAUGAGAAAAGCCUUGAACUUGUAUGUUUGAGAAGGCUUUCAACCACAUCUUCACACUAUCAGAAUUCCUGUCCUCAAAACAAGGUUCUGUUUUUUGUUCUCACAAUGCCAUAUUUGCUUCUAAAUUUUUCCUGAAUUGCUGAGAAGCAGUCGUUAGCUCUGGUAAGCUUGGUUUGGGGACAUCGUUGAUAAUCAAAAUCGAAGUCUUCAUUUGAUGUAGGCCAUGAAUCAUCAAUAACUGGUUGCUGGAAAGCUUGAUUAACUCCCAUCCACUGAGUUGCUAUUUGGAGAAGGAUUUUGGGGUAUCUUUUCUUCUUUAUGUUCUGCAGUUAGUUGAUGAUUGCUUUCUAGUUUAUCAACUGCAUUUAUAUUUGCUUUUCUCUUUACUAAAAAUCCGUUUGCUGUUUUGUUUUCCCCACUUACAGCAAGUAACAGUGGUCUGAGGUUAUCCUUGUUUUUCUUUGAGGUUUGCCAUGUGUGAAAGCAGUUUUCCUGCUGUUGAUAUAUUCUCAUUGUAGGCAGAAUAGUGGAGAACAGUGUUGCCAUGGACAACAAUCCGGUUUUAGUCUGCUCUGGGGAGCAUUUGGACCUGUGGUGCUCCUAACACUUAAAAGUCUCGAUGGUCCUUGACUGUCCCCCAGCCACACUGUGUACUGCUUUGUGCAUUCUACUUUGUGUCGUUAAUUUGUUUGGUAACUUAGGCAGUUAUUAUUCUUAACUCUUUGUUCUUGUUAUGUAGCCACGCUGCAGUCCAUUUUCCCUAUGUUCAGGCCAAAUCACAGGGCAUUGGGGAAGGUUUUUGGGAUUUUCAUAUUGAGAUUUUAUUGAAUCUGUAGUUUACCCCAGCUUUCCUAAGGUAUAGUGAAGAGUUAGAGGGAUCUGUGUUAGGCCUGGGGAGCAAUUGUCUCUACCUUAAAGGUUCAUUUUGAGGGCAUAAAAUGCUACUCUGCAAUGUCAUGAGAACCCCAUUAGAUUUAAAAUGAGGAAAUAGUUUCUCACAGUUUCCUCAUUUCCUCAUAAAAGAAAAACUCACUUUGCACCUAAUGAUCACAUCCUUUUGGUUGAGAUCUGUACUUUUAUAAUCAGACCACCAAGCAUGCCUGUGGCAGGGCAGAGAGAGGAAAGGUCUGGAGCCAGUGUAUCACAGUGUCAUGCUACCUUUACCUACUAAUAAAAAUUAUGUUUUUAAAAAUAGGUGUUACUAGCCUUACACCCAAAAACAUGCUCUGAAUUAGAUGCCCCUCUCGCUCAAUUUUUAUUAAGCUUUCUAAAUUUCAGCCACAUUGCUGUACAUCAACGUUGGUUUUAUUUAACAGACAUUUUUUGGCCUGAGGAUACAGAGUUCAAAAAGAGGCCAUCCCUGUCCUCAACUUUGGUACUGGUGUGUGAUGAACUGACCAUUAAUAGUUAAGUGCUUACAAGCUAUGUUUCUGUUUAAAAAAAUAGCUUGGCUUUAUAAAUGCUACAAAUCAAUACACAUUUCUGACUCGGGGCAGAGACAGACUGGCUGAUGUAUAGUUUGUAGCCCUAGAGUAAGAAGUUGACAUUAAUUUUGGUUUUUAUGUGGAAAAGACCUAUAACCUUGGGUGAAGUGAGCCAGCUGGCCAUACAACACAAGGGCUUGUUUUACUCCAGGAAAUAAAUAUAGCUGAGGGUUGGAAAUACUGUUAUUACUGAUAGAGAAAAAACAGGUGAGUUGGGAUUGAGAACUCCUGAUUUUCAUCCCUGGUUUAGACUCUUGGCCAAAGUAGUGGUAGAGUUAAUCUUAGCUUGUGGAAAGCAUUAGCUAUAUUGCAGAUUCAGUUGUGUUACAUUAUUGUGGGUACUAUAACAACAUAUUCCUCAUGGACAUUUUAUCAGAGUUGCUUACACCUUUUUCAAUUUCUCAUUUUGGAGGAAUGAACAUGAGGCUGUCUUUAAGCCUAAAACCAGGGACAUGCUUUCCAAUGACAAGAGAUUUGCUAGAAAAGAAGGCUUGGAGCACAUCUGUGAAUACCUGAGCAUCUACUCUGAGCAGUGCAGUUUUACUCAAUACUGCAAGAGAGGGUGAUUUCUAAGCAGAGAAUUGUGUUACUUAUGUGGAAACCUUUCCCAGAAAUACAUGUACCUUGUGUAUUAAAUCUGAAUCUCAGAUUUAAUUAUUAAAGCCUACCUAGGUUAAGAAAUGGUCUGAUCGUAAGUAUGUUCUCGAUUCUGACCCAUGUGACCACAAGAAAAAGAUACUGAGUUCUGCCUGGAUAAUUGAAAGUUGACUAACUUUGGAAGUCAGAUUUCCCAGGAAUUAGAGUAACUGUUCUGGAAAGCUAAAGCAUGAGGUUUUUUAGAUCGUUUCAUAAAAACAAUUCUGGUUUAUUUUUGCUUGUGCUGAAUUUCUUGGAUUUUAAUCUACCUCAUCUUGUCUUUUUAGAAUUCCUUCACCCUGUCACUUUAUCAUUGUGCUUGACUUUGGUUGUUUUCUAAGAUGGAAUUUUUCCUGUUCAUGGACAGCUUGUUCUCUUGCCUUUUCAUUCUGAUCCUCAUUUCAUCUAACAUCAUCUCAUAUUGCUCCUCUGUCAGAGAAAUGUUUUAAAAUAGUUUAAAGUCUUGUGUUAUGGGAAGAAAGUGAUCUUCCAAUGCUAUUUGUCUCUGUGGUCAGUAAGAGAGGGAGUUAAAACAAGGCAGUGGGGGAAGGGAUGAAUCCUGCACUGGAGGCAAAAGCUGACGAGGAAAGAGCCAUUAAUUAAGACAAUUUCAAAGUCAACUGAUUGUGAUCAUUAAUGUCAUAAUAGAUCAAAACCUAAUUAUCACAGCCUAGGUAAGAGCCAUCAGUAUUAAUCGGAAAAUCUAAUAGGAAACUAUUAUCAAGAAAUUAGGCCAAAUUGAAUGCAAUGAACUUUUUAUCUUACUGUUCUCUAUUUUUUUUGUGAUGUCCCCUGGCAUUGGCAGGUGUGACCCUAACAGUCAAUUCAAGGCCAAGUGGCCAGUUUGUCACUUUUUAAGUGAUUUCUUUUUACUUUUAGAAUUCCAAACAGACAACCUAAACUGUCAUUGCCGAAAGAUCAGUCUUGAACUUUCUUAGCACUUGUACCUGUUUAAUGUGGUUGGCUAUCAGUAAGAAAAAAAAAAAUAUAUUUAGGUCUUGGAAUGAUUCCUGUACCUAGAGUAUCCUUAGUGAACCUUUUUUUUUUUUUCCUUUUCUUUUUUUUUUUUUUAGAUAGGGGUCUUGUACAGACAGAGUCCUCCCUGUGUUGCCCAGGCUGGUCUCCAGAUCCUGGGCUCAAGUGAUCGACCACCUCAGCCUCCUAAAGUGCUGGGAUUACAGACGUGAGCCGCACCCGGCCCCUAGUGAACCUUUUACUGUGUGAGUUGAUAAGUCAUCUUUUGAGUUUCUGUUGUAGCGGGGACCUGCUACAAUGGCUGCUGUGAAGAGGUAUGGAAGAAAGGAGAGGCUUCUGCCUAGAAGUUCUUUGAGAACACCUGAAAAAGCAGUUUAAUCAUGUUACAACACUCUUAAAGCUCAAGUCAGUGUUUUCUGGUUUCCAGUCGCUUUUUUUUUUUUUUUUUUUAAAGAUGGGGUUUCACCAUGACGGCCAGGCUGGUCUUGAACUCCUGACCUCAGGUGAUCCACCCACCUCAGCCUCCCAAAGUGCUAGGAUUACAGGUCUGAGCCAACACACCCAGCCUCCAGUAGGCUUUAGGAUUGCAUUCUAAACCAGGGCUGGUGGUGGGUUUGGUGUCUGUUUUGUGCCCCCCUCAUCCCUCACUUCCUCAGUUUUAAGAUAAGAGAUAAUGAUUUAUACCAGAAUCCAAAGGAAGACAAAAGACACCAACUGUUUCUUCUUUUAUCUUUUUGUUUUUGUUGUUAAAGAGUUACGUUUCUGGCAGGAGGAAAGAAUACAAGAGUCUAUAUGAUUAGUUACGGAGAAUAUUUCAUCCCCUCCCCCUGAAUAGAAAAGCAGGGGUCACCAUUUGUAUCCUUACCCUUGAGGUGUUUUUGAAGAUGCUGCAACUCUUGAAGUUGAGCUGAGGCAGAAAGGUUGGGAAGAUGCCGCUCUCUGGGUAUUGAGGGAAGUGCUGUGGUAGGAGGGUGUUUUGUGGUGCUGGGAGUCCCACACUACCAACCUUGCAGCUCUGAAAGAGCAGUACCAAGAAUCACCACUGGGGAAAUGGUUCUUACUCAUUGUUUCUGUUGGAAUGUGAUCUUGCUUUCUGGAUUUUAGGAAUUCAGGUACUUUGAGAAAUCAGUGUGACUUUAUUUUACCUCCUUUCGUUUUUUUUUUUUUUUUUUUUUUUUUUUUUCAGGCAGCCUAUUUUACCUUAAGAUAAAGUGAAUAUUUCUUUACAAAAGAAUUCAUGUCCUUAUGUUUAAGAUAUAAUUUUAUUUUCAAAACAUCUGUAACAUGACUUUCAGAAGCAGUUCAUUUUUCCAAGAUUCCUCACACUAUAUACUAGAUAAAUAGUAGGUCCUCAGUUAAUACUCUUGGGUUGAUUGGAUUAAUCUAGUUUGCAGAGUGAGGUGUACCUGCCAACCUCCCUCUGCUCCCAAGUGCACUCUGAGAAGUAAAAUGCUCUGGGAAAUGGAACAAGAAUCAAGUGGAUGCUGACUCAGUGUGCCCACCUCCUCAACUGAUUCAUAAUGGCUGACCUUGGGCAAGUCACUUCUUUCAAUGCCUCAGUUCCCCAUCUGUCAAAUGGGGGUAAUAAUACUGACCUACCUCACAGGGGUGUUGUGAGGCAUUGCAAAUCAAAGUUAAUAGAAUACUUCAGGGUCCUCUGUGGAGGAUGCUUUGAGCUGGAGUUUAAGCCUGACACACAACGCUUUAGUCCUCACUGAGCUGUCUCCAAGGCUGGAACUACUUAGUGACUUGGCAAAUUCUCUGCCCCCCACCCCUCAUCAAAGCUGCUAGUUCAGAUGUUGACAGUGUUUUCAUGAAUGUUGGAAUCUUACUAGUCCAGACUUACUUAGGAUGUUGUGGGGGAAGGCACUUAGGAUUUUCUAUGUCUUGCAUUCACAGAGGGAGGCCAUUUCAGAUUCAAGAGCAUUGGAUUAGGGAAUCGUGAGGCAGGGAUGCUACUGCUUAUUUCUCUCUGCAGGUUGGGGAUUAAAGUUCCAUUCCCCAUGGAUUUGAAGCAGACUCAGACUGUCUCAGGAUCAAGGCAGCCCUCAGUGGUGUUGAUUAGAUCAUUGCUUACCACUCCCCAAACUGAUCCCAAGAUAGCUGGGUCACUGCACCCCAUUGUGGUAUCUGUACCUGGGCCCCUCCUUUCUCAUAGGGAUCAGCUGAUUCAAUAAAUGUGACCACCUUGUUUCCAACCCGCAAAAAAGCUACAUUGGAAUUAUUUUUCCUAGAAAUAUGUAUACAUAACACUCAGAAUUGGGCAUUGAUCCUUAAAGCUUCAUCCAAUUCACUGUAUUCAGCAUCUGUCAUCUCUUUCUCAGUGUCUGCAGUCUGAACUUAACCUUGACUUUUUUUCCCUCUGGUUUGAGAAAACUUUCGACACUAUUUCUACUUGCCCAGGUGUGGGCUCAAGAGCCUUACUCUUUCCAUCUCAGUUUAGGGGUGCAGCCAGCUCCUCUUCCCAAUAGGGCUCUUUCUCCUUUCCCUCUCCUUGGCCCUAGAUUUGUAAUCCAUGAAAAAGCACAAGGUCCUGGCUCCUUGCAGUCACAUUCUGGUUCUCUGUGUUUUGUGGACUCUGCUCUCACUGUUCACCCAGCACUGGCAGUACUAAACAGUUCUGUGGAAAAUGGAGAGAGCACAGUCUGACGCCCUGCCAAGCAGCCAGGAGUUGACUUGCCCAUGGCCCACUGGCUUUCCCACCACUUCCUACAGGAUGGAAUCUAAGAGACUCAAGAGCUGGGUUUCUUUCAGCACUCUGUAUCAUCCUGAGUAGCAAACAUCACUUUGUAGCCAGAUUUCUGAAUGAAAAUGAGAAAUUGAAUUCUCUAUGGACUUUUAGGUUUAUGGGGGAGUUUUGGUUGUGUUUCUUGGUUUUAUUUCAGCUAAACAUGUCUGCUUUUGAUUUUUUUAAAAAAAGUAUAAGUGGUCUAUAUAUAUGUUCACCUUUUAAAUGUAAAUGUUUAAAAGUAGGCAUUUAUGUGUUUCUAUAACUGACAUCUGAUGCAGACCUCAUUCUCUCCCCCUCUUCUACCCUCCUCUUUUCCCUCUUUUCAUACUCUUGUAUUGGUUCUAAUAAAUGGUUGCUUUUCAAA